This is a messenger RNA of Porites evermanni, 393 nucleotides long. The record is from the annotation of a GenBank genome assembly. NCBI's taxonomy places the organism in Eukaryota, Metazoa, Cnidaria, Anthozoa, Scleractinia, Poritidae.
AUGGCAAUAUGGUUACUAGCUUUAAUCCUGGCCCUCCCUACCAUUAUACGAUGGGGCGUAUAUUUAGAAUCUAUAUCUUGGGGUUUUUACUUGAUUUGCAUCCCUAUAACAAUCUUAGUUUUUAGUUGCUACACGGCGAUUUACGUUCUGGUUAGGAGACAGUUGCAUCUGUAUGUGGCGACUUCGGGAGAAAGGUUAUUAGAAGGACACUAUUUGACAGAAAAUUCUUGCCUCGUGCAAAAACUUAGAAAUAAGGAAAGAAGUGUGGCGUACACAACAUUCAUAUUGGUUUUGGUAUUUACGGUUUGUUGGGUUCCAUUAUCCAUCGUUGUAAACAUAAAUUCAUGGUGUAGUACUGGUCUUUGCCAAUACAAUUGGCGCUAUGUGGUUUGA